Oryzias latipes (Japanese medaka) is the source of this 8963-nucleotide messenger RNA. RefSeq names its product solute carrier family 8 member 3 (gene slc8a3). Gene Ontology annotation, biological process: sodium ion transmembrane transport; cell communication; calcium ion import across plasma membrane. The record is from RefSeq and is a predicted model, not a curated record. Gene Ontology annotation, molecular function: calcium:sodium antiporter activity. NCBI's taxonomy places the organism in Eukaryota, Metazoa, Chordata, Actinopteri, Beloniformes, Adrianichthyidae. Gene Ontology annotation, cellular component: postsynapse; sarcolemma; axon.
UGAUCUUCUGCGUUUGACCGAUUAUUUUUAAAUUAUAAAUCAAAACCGGAGCAGCCUGGACCUGCGGCCCGGUUCUGGAAACUACCCCUGGCUGCAGUGUGUGGACUGAAGUGUAACACCAAAUGAACCGUUUGAAGAGUAAAACUGCCACAUGGUUUAUGAAGGUUUGCACUGAAGACUAGACAUGUUAAUUAGCUUAUUGGUGGAUCUCAUCUAAGCUUCUCUGCCGAUCUCAAAUAUAGUCAGGGCUUCAUUGAUGUUCAUUCAUGAAGCCAACAGAAAUGACCGGAAUUUAUUCAUUCAUAAUUCGUGUCGGUGUUGUAAAUGGCUAAAGAAAAAGAAAAACAGAAAAAUGUGUCAUUUUUCAUUUUUUUUAAUCUCUCUUAAAGAAGAAAAGACAAGCUGACGCGUGUUCCGUGUGAACUCACAUACUUUAUCUUAAUUGUGAUUUCAACUAUAAAAGUAUGUUUUACUUAUGUGGUUAAUGAAGUUAAACUAAUGACAUGUUUUGUUCUGGUGUUGCAGGCUGGGGCGAAGCUGGAAAUGGGGGUAACAAGGGGGGGCCUCCAGUGUUUCGCCCAGGGCCUCGAACUGGCCUGGACCGCCUCUGCUGGAGACAGCGCGUUGAUUGAAAAGUAGAAACGCGCCUCAGAAGUUCAGUCGCGGGCGAAUCCAAACGGCAGUGUGACGUGAACACGCCAUUGUGGAUCCGACUGAUGACCGACCCGUGGCUCAUGAACCGGAUUCUUCCUGGGAAGCAUUUUUGACUGUCCUUCACUUUUUUUCACUUCCUUUUCUCUUCAAGCCGUUCAUAAUUGGUCAGUGGGUGUUUGGGGUGGGGUGUGGGGGGGUAGCGAGUGCGGGCUCCUCUCAGCUGAUGAUGACGUAGACAAAACGGUGAUCAAAUGUUGAGAACAAAUUCGUGAGGAUGACCCCCCCACAGGUAGAGAACAGCAUCCUCAGCUCGCCUGCACGAGGGGGGGGGGGGGUUGCAUGCUGCGCAAAGUCCGGUGAUUCCGGUAACUCCACCCGCAGCAGCCGCGCGCGCCUCCAGCAUCAGCGCGCGUGAGUGACGGGCUUCGAGGCGGAGGAGGAGAACCGCAUCACGGAGGAGCCGCGCGGACUGACAGGAGAACAUCCGUCUCCGCGGAGAAGCAACGUAAAAAUACGCCCCCCCUCCCCCUCCGUUACUGACAGCUCUGCGCCUCGCGCCAUCCGUCAGUCGGGAGGAUCUGAGGAGGGGGGCGCCGAGCUGGAGAGGACCGUCUGCCCUGUCCGGUUCGAUUGGAGCGACACCGAGCCGUGCGGGAGCCGUUGCCCCGCAGAUGCAGACGGCCGUGCGGGUUUCGGCGUGACUGAGGAGCCGGUUUACCGUCUUCUAACGCGAAAACCGACGCGGGAAAUCUGCGCGUCUUCGCUGGAUCCACGUUACCGGCAGGUGGAGGGGGUGGAGGAACUGCUGGAUCCCAGCGGGACCCUUAGAGCAGUAAGGACCCUUUAGACGAAAAAGGGUGCAUGGAGGGUUCAAGGGCUGCCAAACCCAGGUCGUCAGCCUGUCUGUGGUUGGGAUUGGUUUCCGUGACCGUAGCCUUCCUCAGUUCUGAGGCCCGGACUACCCCGAGCCCUGCCCUGAGCCCCGGAAAUGGCACCUGCAGGGGGAACUCAAAGUGUCAAACGGGGAUCAUCCUCCCCAUCUGGUAUCCAGAAGACCCCUCCAUGGGGGACAAGAUUGCCCGGGUCAUCGUCUACUUCGUGGCCAUGAUUUACAUGUUUCUCGGCGUGUCCAUCAUUGCUGAUCGGUUCAUGGCAGCAAUCGAGGUCAUCACCUCCCAGGAGAGAGAGAUCGUCAUCAAAAGGCCCAACGGGGAAACCACCACCACCACCAUUCGGGUGUGGAACGAAACGGUCUCCAACCUCACCCUCAUGGCCUUGGGCUCUUCCGCUCCUGAGAUCCUGCUCUCUGUGAUUGAGGUUUGUGGACACGGGUUCAAAUCCGGCCAGCUCGGACCCGCCACAAUCGUCGGCAGCGCAGCCUUCAAUAUGUUUGUCAUCAUUGGCCUUUGCGUGUCUGUCAUCCCUCAAGGAGAAGUGCGUAAGAUCAAGCACCUCAGAGUGUUCUUCGUCACUGCAGGGUGGAGCAUUUUCGCCUACAUUUGGCUCUACAUGAUCCUGGCUGUGUUCUCUCCCAAUGUAGUCCAGGUCUGGGAGGGGCUGGUCACGCUGGCCUUCUUCCCCAUCUGUGUGGUUCUAGCCUGGGUGGCAGACAGACGACUGCUCUUUUAUAAGUUCAUGCACAAGAAGUACCGCACCGACAAACACCGCGGCGUCAUCAUCGAGACGGAGACGGAGCGCUCCAAGGGGAUCGAGAUGGACGGCAAGAUGGUCAACUCCCAUUUCAUGGACGGCAGCGCGGCCAGCAACUUGAUAGGUCUGAUCGAGAACAAGGAGGUGGACGAAUCCCGACGCGACAUGAUCCGGAUCCUGAAAGACCUGAAGCAGAAACAUCCAGAGAAGGAGCUGGAUCAGCUGGUGGAGAUGGCCAACUACUACGCCCUCUCGCACCAACAGAAGAGCCGCGCCUUCUACCGCAUCCAGGCCACUCGCAUGAUGACGGGCGCCGGGAACAUCCUGAAGAAACACGUCGCAGAGCAGGCCAAGAAGAGCAUCAGUGUGCAGGAGGUGCACGUGGAGGAGCAGGAGGAGUACAUUUCCCGAAUCGCCUUUGAGCCUGCGGCGUAUCAGUGCCUGGAGAACUGCGGCGCCGUCAUCCUGAGCAUCACCAGGAACGGUGGAGACGUCAACUCCACCAUCUACGUGGAUUAUAAGACGGAGGACGGCUCGGCCAACGCCGGAGCCGAUUACGAGUUCACAGAAGGCACGGUCAUGUUCAAACCGGGAGAGACGGUCAAGGAGAUCAGCGUCGGCAUCAUCGACGACGACAUCUUUGAGGAGGACGAGCACUUCUUCGUGCGUCUCAGUAAUCUGCACGUGGUGGAGGCCGAGGACGAAGUGUUGUCCCCCAACAGCCUCCCGUACCCCACGGCGGUCCUGGGGUUCCCCUCUGUGGCCACCGUGACCAUCCUGGACGACGAUCACUCUGGCAUCUUCACCUUUGAGAGUGGCUCCCUUCACGUGAGCGAGAGCAUCGGGGUCAUGGAGGUCAAGGUCCUGAGGACGUCUGGCGCGAGGGGGACGGUGAUCGUGCCUUAUCGCAGCGUGGAAGGUCUUGCCAAAGGAGGAGGGGAGGACUUUGAAGACACCUACGGAGAACUGGAGUUCAAGAACGACGAGACCUGCAAAUUUAUUCACGUGAAAAUUAUUGACGAUGAGGAGUAUGAGAAAAACAAGAACUUCUUCCUGGAGCUGGCAGAGCCUCGAAUGGUAGACAUGAGCCUGCAAAAAGCCAUGCUGCUCUCUGGUGAUAUCCGGGACAGGAAGCUCACGUCAGACGAGGAGGAGGCCAAGCGGAUCGCAGAGCUGGGCAAACCUGUGCUGGGGGAGCACUUCAAGCUGGAAGUGAUUAUUGAGGAGUCCUAUGAGUUUAAGAGCACAGUGGACAAGCUGAUCAAGAAGACCAACCUGGCCCUGGUGGUGGGGACCAACUCCUGGAGGGAGCAGUUCAUGGAGGCCAUCACAGUCAGUGCAGAAGACGAGGAUGAGGACGACACGGGCGAAGAGCGGCUCCCCUCCUGCUUCGACUAUGUCAUGCACUUCCUGACUGUUUUUUGGAAAGUGCUGUUUGCCUGCGUUCCUCCCACCGACUACCUGAACGGCUGGGCCUGCUUCUUCGUCUCCAUCGUCAUCAUCGGCCUGCUCACGGCCGUCAUCGGCGACCUGGCGUCUCACUUCGGCUGCACCAUCGGCCUGAAGGACUCGGUCACCGCUGUGGUUUUUGUUGCUCUCGGCACGUCGGUCCCAGACACUUUUGCCAGCAAGGUGGCCGCCGUCCAGGACACCUACGCCGACGCCUCCAUCGGGAAUGUGACCGGCAGCAACGCCGUCAACGUCUUCCUGGGAAUAGGGAUGGCGUGGUCGGUGGCCGCCAUCUACUGGCAGAUGAAGGGGGAGCAGUUUGUGGUGGAGGCCGGCUCCCUGGCCUUCUCUGUCACUCUCUUCACCAUCUUUGCCUUCCUGGCCGUUUCGGUGCUGCUUUACCGGCGCCAGGCCCACAUCGGAGGAGAACUGGGGGGGCCGCGGGGACACAGACUGGCCACGUCCACCUUCCUCUUCAGCCUCUGGCUGCUUUACAUCCUCUUCUCCAGUCUGGAGGCCUACUGUCAUAUAGAGGGCUUCUAAGAGGAACUCCUCGUUGGGUUGGGGUCGGUCAGGAGCGCGGCAGAACCGGAGAGGGGGUCUCUCCCUCCCUCAACCCCUCCUGUGAGCAUGCUCAGAGGUGCGCGUCCCGUGCCAACGGCCGGAAUGCUCUCAACUGGGAUUGGGAACAUCGCUGAGUCCAAAGGACGCCGGAAGGCGGUCCUGCAAUCCACUGGGAGGAACUGCAGAGGGUAGAAUUAUUCUAUAUUUUUCUCAACAUCAGAGGAGAACAGCUUUUUAAAGAGAAGUAUUUUACAGAAAAAAAUAUACAAAACAAAGAACAAAAAAAAAUCACAAACUCUACGAAAGAAAAAGAACUAUUUUGUGAGCAAAAAGAGCGGCGCUGAUUAAUGUCUUGAUGGAUUCAUAGUAUUUAUUUUUUCCUAAGAAGCACGGAGGCCAUGAGGAGCGACGGAGUUCCCUCUGGAGCCGGUCAGGAGGAAGGUGUGGACACAACGAACACGGUCAAACUGCCCUGGACACGACUUACUUACUAAAAACCUAUCUAUAUAUGAUAGAUUCCCAUAUUUUCUGUAUAUUUUGGAUCUUUGUUUAAAUGUGGUCACCUUCUGCUCUGACAGCAGCAGAUUGCUGGAAGUCAAACUAUAUACGAUGUCUUCACCUUUCUAACAGCUCCAUAUCUGGCCUCGGUGUGACGUUUGUGUUCAAUUCUGUCAUGGAAAUGUCCGUCUCACUUUUCACCCUUUUCUGAUCAGAAACCAGAGAAGCUGGUGGAAGCCAGAGGUGAAUUCAGAGCUAUUUUUGUACUCUUCCUUCCACGCACUUUGCUGUACACUUCUACUUACAGAGACCUGCAAAGGCCCCACAGGGAGGUGGAGGGACGGGGCGAGCAGUGCCUGUUGAGGGAGAGCGCUCCGCCGCGGCGGGCGGUCCACGCCGACCACCUCUGCCUCAGAGUUUCCGUCCAAAACCAAACUUUGUGAAGCUGCUUUCAUCUGACUUCCUGUUAAGAGUCCAAAUUUAUAACUAAUCAUGAUGAAAAAUUACUAAAUGAUUAUGUGACGUAUUUUUAGCCACCCGAUUUUUACAAACUAUUUUUUUAAAUGGAACUCGACGGCCCACGCCGAUCAACUUCUGAUCUAUUUUCGAAGCGUUCCCAGUCGUCUUUUCACGAUGACGAUGAUGCCGUUUUUAGCCAAAAUAAAAAAAAGAACCUGUGUCGUUUUCUAGGACAUAGUUUCUGCAGAAACUCUGUGGCCCCGCCCAGCGUGUUUUCUAAUACGAUCUUUUUCAAACAACAUUUUUUCAUCUGCUCCUGAUUUGCAACAAUUCGAACAAACAAACACUCAGAGGUUCCUUUUCAAUAUUAACUUUCUUUAUAAAUGUCCUCCAUCAUGAGAAAAAGCCCGCAAAAUCAUAUCAAAAACUCAAUUUUCGUGGGCGUCGGUCUUUAAAGCCGCAGUCCGUGGGCUUCAGUGACACCUAGAGGUGAAUCAGCAGAUUGCAGCGCACUCGUGGAGGUAAAUUCAAAAGGAGGGAUUGCAAACGUUAGGAUAAUUAAGGUUUUUUUUUGUUAACUUAUAUAAGGGGACAAUUCCAUACCAUAAUUCAUUGGAUCAUCCACAUUCAAAAACAAUUUGGUGACAUUUUGGUGUGUUUUGUGACCAAUCUCCACUAAAGGUCUUAUUUUUUUUUGAUGUCUUGUUACAUAAUCCGUAUGUAGCCUUAAAAACUAUUUAGCAGUAGUGUGGAGUCAUUUUUUAACAUAAUUAUUUUAGGAUCUUUGUAUCCGAAUAAUAAUGUUUGCAGUGAAGCCAAUUAAAAAUCCUUUUAUACAGAUUAUAGGACUAGUUUCAUUAUUACGCUUCAAUUCAUGUUUAUCAAGCUUUCAAAAGAAAAACUGAGGUUUUUAAAAAAGAUAAACCAAAUAAAAAAAUGUGUCUUUUUUGAUGAAACAAUGACACUUUUUGAUUUCUUUCAAACUAGCCAAUCAGAGUCCUCGUAGCUGAUGUCUUCAUAGUUUUGAUCUGCUACUAUGGAUUCGUUUUAAAAGGAUUUCUGUCUUGAAAUGGAGCUGGUUGCUGCAUCUGAAUCCUGGUCAGUUUGGGCUGAAACUCUGCGGCAGCAUCAAAGGCUGCUGAGCUUCAUCUGAAUGCUGUUCAUCAACACCUACUUUACUUUGAAACAAGGGAAGGGGGGCGGGGUCGUAGCCCACCCGAGUGGCAGAAAUGUGUCUGUGUGCGUCAUAGAUAAAUCACCUGAAAUAUUACCAAAGAGACGGGAGGAAAAAAAUAAAUGCAAGAUUUUAAAGUUUUAAAAGAUUUUUUUAGGAAAUGGAAAAAAGCAGGAGGGCUGCAGUGUCACCGUAUCUCCACUAGAGGGGGUUUCUCUUUUUCUCCUCCAUGUUCUUCCUGUGUCUUCAUGUGGGGGGGGGGGGGGGGGUGUUGAGCUGGGUGGUGUUUGAAGACAUGAAGCUUUGCUCUGAGGGGGGAGUCCACUGCUGCACAGCCGCACAGACACAGUCUACAGAUCCCGCAUCCUUAACUCCACGUCUGCAGGUCGUCUGAACACGGAAAAUGUGUUUGUUUGUUUUUUUAAUUUCUUCUUAUGUGUGUGGGGGGGGGGGUCACCUGCAACAGGAAUUCAUGCAAACACUUAAAGAUGCAACUUCUUUGUUUGAUCUUUGCCUUCAGUAGCGUCUGAUUGGUGGAUUUGAUUUGUGCUGGAACACCUGAUAGUGUCAAAGAUGUCAGUCUUCACCCCCUGAGGUUGAAAACCGGAUCCUCUAAGUGGAUCCUCUAAGCAGAUCAUCAAACUGGAUCCUCUAAGCAGAUCAUCAAACUGGAUCCUCUAAGCGGAUCCUCUAAACAGAUCCUCAAUCCGGAUCCUAUUACUGAAUCUUCAAACCGGAUCCUCUAAGCGGAUUCUCAAAGCAGAUCCUCAAAGUGGAACCUUUAAGCAGAUCCUUAAAGUGGAUCCUCAAACCGGAUCCUCUAAGCGGAUUCUCAAAGCAGAUCCUCAAAGUGGAACCUUUAAGCAGAUCCUUAAAGUGGAUCCUCAAACCGGAUCCUCUAAGCAGAUCCUCAAACUGGAUCCUCUAAGCGGAUCCUCUAAACAGAUCCUCAAUCCGGAUCCUAUAAGUGAAUCUUCAAACCGGAUCCUCUAAGUGGAUCAUCAUACUGGAUCCUCUAAGCAGAUCCUGACUUUCCUCCUUCUGGAGUCUAGAGGAAGUUUGGCUGAUCAGAAACACAAUUAAAAUCAAAAUUGUCACUCUGUAAACAUAAAUCCUGACGUACAUUUUUAGUGCUAUAAGUCACAUCUCUCUUUUUGCAAACAAACUGAAACUAGAUUUUGGUCAAUCUUACAAUCAAAUAUGUGAGGAAUUAUGAUUAUUUUUCAAUCACUAUGUUUGAUCUGAUCUGCAGUCAGCUGACCUGGUUUAGGGACAUUUGUUUUCAAACUUCUUCUUUCUGAGCGUCUUCACUGAAAACAUUUUCAUUUUCUGCUUUGUUGCUUCUGUAGGGAAACUUCUUUGACGCGUCUGUGACAGCCGCCUAUUAGAAACUCACUUCUGGUUCAUCUCCAAGGAAUCUUGAAAAUCACUAAACUACCUGAAGUUUCUUCUUCCUCAAAAUGUGAAAAGAUAGAAAUAUGAACAUUCAUGGAUUUUGGUGAGGAGGGAUUUUCUUCAAUGUCACUCGUUAGUUUUAGAAAUAUUUCCUUUCCAGGCAUUUUAGGAAGACGAUUCCUUUUCUGGGUGAAUAAUUCUGAAUAAAUAAACCAGAAUAUUCUAAUCUCGUGUGUUUAAACUUCCAGCCUGCAGAGAUGAAACCUGCUCCUUUUAAAAUAAGUUAGGAACAGAAGAAAAGAUGUUUUAAAACCUUUUUUUUUCUUUCUUUCUGUGAUGAGAAUGUGGUUUAAAUUCACACACGUCCUGCACCGAAUGAAAAGAGGGGACUGUUCAUUCUGAUUGCUUAAUAUGUUGACUGUUUUUUACUCACUGCACUGAAUUCUGUUUUUAUUUCAGGGAGUUUUGCAUGGAGUUUUUGACCUUAAUUUAAUGUUUUCUUAUGUUUUGUUAAUUUUGUCUUUUGAGGUGGGUCAACAGUUAAAUAAAAGACACAGAAAAGGAAAUGAAUUCAUGCAGUUUUUGCUGUCUGGAUCAUCAGAAGUGACAUAAUUGACCUUAAAAUAAAUAUUAUACGCAGAUCUAAGUAUUGGAGCAGGACUGAAAUCCUAAACUGAGACACAAACAUUCAUAUUGAAACAAAAUAAGAUAAGUUUGUUUCCCAAAGCUCUGAGCAACUACGUUUAUUAUUUAUAUUUUUAUUUCUUUGUUUAUUUGUAAUGGUGUAAAUGGUGGGAGGAGUCAUCUUUGGUCGAAAUCCUCAUUUUUGAGUAAAGAAAACAGAUCUGCUGAGAAACUGAAACUUUCUGUUCUUUUUAGCAAAUUCAAACUUGGAAAGAACCUUUAAAGGAUUAUCCAUCCAUCCAUCCAUCCAUCCAUCCAUCAUCCAUCCAUCCAUCCAUCCAUCAUCCAUCCAUCAUCCAUCCAUCCAUCCAUCCAUCCAUCCAUUCAUCCAUCAAUGCAGACAUCCAUCUUCUUCUAUUCAUCUGGAUCCGGGUCACAGGAGCAUCCUGGCUUUUUUAAAGGAUGAUUAGCAGCUUAAAUUUUCACCUUUAUCAUC